Molecule: messenger RNA, 1119 nt
Organism: Sciurus carolinensis (gray squirrel)
Lineage: Eukaryota; Metazoa; Chordata; Mammalia; Rodentia; Sciuridae
Gene: Abhd14b
Product: abhydrolase domain containing 14B
Exons: 4
Coding region: 232-861 (209 amino acids)
Cellular component (GO): cytoplasm
Source: RefSeq, a predicted model, not a curated record
CCGCCCCGAAGCCAACCUCUUCUUCCCUGCCUACCUCCCCACUUGAUUGCCUCCGGUGCGCGCGAGAUCACGCAGCUCCCCAGCUUGUUUCUAGAGCCCUGGAGGCCUCCUUGCUACUCCCUCCAGGACCCCUCUCUGUGGCAGCCUCCCUGCUGUACCUGGGCAGGAUGUUCUGUGGCUCCUCAUCAGCCUGGCUUUCAACCACAGGCACUUCAGCAAACAGCAGCAGGAAUGGCAAGUGUGGAGCAGCGAGAGGGCACCAUCCAGGUGGAGGGCCAGAGCCUCUUUUUCCGGGAGGCACGGCCUGGAAGUGGACAGGCCGCUGGCUUCUCUGUGCUGCUCUUGCAUGGUAUCCGCUUCUCCUCCGAAACCUGGCAGAAUUUGGGUACACUGCACAGACUGGCGCAGGCUGGCUACCGAGCUGUGGCCAUUGAUCUGCCAGGUCUGGGCCGCUCCAGGGAAGCAGCAGCCCCUGCCCCUAUUGGGGAGCUGGUCCCCAGCAGCUUCCUGAUGGCCAUUGUGGAUGCCUUGGAGCUGGGCCCCCCAGUUGUGAUCAGUCCAUCAUUAAGUGGCAUGUACUCCCUGCCAUUCCUCAUGGCCCCCGGCUCCCAGCUCCGGGGCUAUGUGCCAGUGGCCCCCAUCUGCACAGACAAAAUCAAUGCUGCUGACUAUGCCAAUGUGAAGACUCCUGUCCUAAUUGUAUAUGGAGACCAGGAUCCCAUGGGUCCCACCAGCUUUGAGCACCUGAAGCAGCUUCCCAAUCACCGAGUGCUGGUCAUAGAGGGGGCUGGGCACCCCUGUUACCUGGAUAAGCCUGAGGAGUGGCAUGCAGGGCUGCUCGACUUCCUGCAGGGGCUAUGAGGCUUAGCCCUGCUGAUGGGGUGGACUGCCUGCCUGCCUGCCUUGAGAACCUCUCUUCUCUCCUACAUGGGUUCUGGCUUAUGCACAUGCAACAGGUGUGUCUAUGUCUGAAUUCUUGUCUUUUGGGGGUUUGUCUGCCUUUUCUACUUUCUCUUGCAAUGACAGAUUGAGGAGGUAAAAUCAAGAGAAAAAAAAAAAAAACAAAACAAAAACUAAGGAAUCGAGGAACAUAAUCUGGUGGAGGGUAAUUCAUGAGCU